Molecule: messenger RNA, 1431 nt
Organism: Dovyalis caffra
Lineage: Eukaryota; Viridiplantae; Streptophyta; Magnoliopsida; Malpighiales; Salicaceae
Source: the annotation of a GenBank genome assembly
AUGAUAACUGUGAAGAACAUGGCAAGGGCCGAGAAACUGGAGCAGGAGCUGAGGUGCAUGAUCAAUGAUGCAGAGGUAGAACCAUUGUUUCUGCUAGAAUUGAUAGAUGACAUUGAAGGACUGGGUUUGGGAUACCGGUUUCGAAAUCAUAUCAGCCAAGCACUCAUGAAACCAACACCUAUGGAAGGGCUUGAUGUGGGAAUGGAGAAGAAUCUGCAUGCUUCUGCUCUCAACUUCAGGCUUCUUAGAGAUCAUGGCCACGAGAUCUCUCAAGAUGUGUUAAAAAAAUUCAAGGACCAGAAUGGCAAUUUCAUGGAAUGCCUUCGCUCGGAUGUUCAAGGACUAUUGAGUUUAGAUCAAGGAAAAGUAGAUGCAAAUAUUGCUGAGCAAGUGAGCCACUCGAUGGAGCUUCCCUUGCUUCGAAGGAUGCAGAGACUUGAAGCUAGGUGGUCUAUUCAAGCAUGCAACAAAAGGGGAGAUGCAAAUCCCAUCCUACUUGAACUUGCUAAGCUGGAUUUCAACUUGGUACAGUCAAACCUCCAAAUUGAUCUCCAAAAGGUUUCAAGAUGGUGGAAUCACAUGGGGUUGGCAAACAAGUUGAGUUUUGCUCGAGACAGGAUGACAGAAUGCUUCUUUUCAGCAGUUGGAGUAGUCUUUGAACCUCAAUUAAGUUAUUGCCGCAUAGGUUUAACAAAGGUCAUGACACUUUUAUCAACUCUUGAUGACAUUUAUGAUAUUUAUGGUUCAUUGGCAGGAUUGAAGAUAUUUACAGAUGCUGUUGAGAGGUGGGAUACUAAUGAAGUGGAAACUCUUCCUCGAAGCAUGAAAGUGUUCUUCCUGGCUCUUUACAACACUAUCGAUGAAAUUGCCCAUCACAUUAAGAAAGAACAAGGGUACAACAUUAUACCUCACCAAAGAAAAAUGUGGGCAGAUUUAUGCAAAGCAUUCUUAUUGGAAGCACAAUGGAGUUUAAACAAAUUUACACCAACUUUCAAAGAAUACAUUGACAAUGCUUGGCUUUCAUCAUCAGCAUCUGUUAUACUUCUCAAUGCAUAUAUUUUAAUUACAGAGAAUAUUAACAAAGACGCAUUGCUUUACUUGAAAAACUACCCUGACUUAUUGCGUUGCCCAUCCAUGCUUUUUCGACUCUACAACGACCUAGUCACUGCACAGGCUGAGAUGGAGAGAGGUGAAAACAUUAAUUCAAUUGCGUGCUACAUGCAAGAAUUCAACUCAUCUGAGAAAGAUGCUCGGGACUAUAUGAGCAAUUUGAUUGAUGAAACAUGGAAGAAGAUGAACAAAUAUCGAGUUUCUGAUUUACAAUUUUCAAAAUCUUUCAUUGAAUUAAGUCAUAAUUUUGCUCGAACAGUUCAAUGUGUGUAUCAACAUGGAGAUGGACAUGGAGCUCCUGAUCAAAAAAAUGCAGAAUAA